AUGGCCAUAGAAAGCAUAACGAGGCAUAACUUGCUACACAAACAUGGACUUCAAUCUUGCAUUAGUUAUUGUGGUAAUCACCAUUUUGGGAAUUGGUCUUGAUGGAUGCCAUAGCAAGGUUGUGCAGUUCAUUUUUGGAGACUCACUCUCUGAUGUUGGUAAUAACAUGCAUCUCUCUAGAAGCCUUGCUCAAGCAAGCUUGCCUUGGUAUGGCAUAGACAUGGGAAAUGGGUUACCUAAUGGAAGGUUCACUAAUGGUCGCACAGUAGCUGACAUAAUAGGUGACCGUACUGGCCUCCCUAGGCCUCCUGCAUUCCUGGACCCAUCUGUGAGUGGAGAAGUUAUACUAGAAAAUGGUGUGAACUAUGCUUCUGGUGGUGGCGGCAUUUUGAAUGAAACCGGUGCCUAUUUUAUCCAAAAGUUUUCCCUGGACAAACAAAUUGAGCUAUUUCAGGGGACACAGGAGUUGAUCAGAGGUAAAAUUGGAAAAAGGGCCGCUGACAAGUUUUUCAAGGAAGGUCGUUAUGUUGUUGCUUUAGGGAGCAAUGAUUUCAUCAACAACUACUUGAUGCCAGUUUACAGAGAUUCAUGGACAUACAAUGAUGAGACAUUCAUGGACUACUUAAUAGGAACACUGGAAAAACAGCUAAAGUUACUUCAUAGUUUAGGAGCAAGACAGCUGGUGGUUUUCGGGUUGGGUCCAAUGGGCUGCAUUCCCCUUCAAAGGGUGCUCAGUACAACUGGGAAUUGUCGAGAAAAGGCGAACAAGCUGGCUCUUACCUUCAACAAAGCUGUAAGCGAGUUAGUAGAUGACUUGGGGAAUCAUUUUCCUGAUUCAACCUAUAGAUUUGGAGAUGCAUAUGAUGUUGUCUAUGAUGUGAUUAGCAAUCCAAAUAAGUAUGGAUUUCAAAACUCAGACUCACCAUGCUGUUCCUUCUGGAAUAUUCGACCCGCCCUUACAUGUGUACCUGCAUCAAGUCUGUGCAAAGAUAGAAGUAAAUAUGUCUUUUGGGAUGAAUACCAUCCCACAGACAGUGCUAAUGAGCUUAUUGCAGAUGAACUCAUCAAGAAAUUUGGACUUCUGAAUUCUGAUCAAGGGGGUGCACCUUCACCAGCUCCUGAUGCUGCUCCAUCUCCUGAUGUUGCUCCAUCUCCAGAAGACCAGUGAAUACCAGUGUCCCUGUCAGUUAUACAUAAUAGUGCGUCUUAAUAAUCACACAUAAUUUCUUGUUAGAACAUAAGAACGAAACUUCGGAUUUCUCCUUUCAUUUUGCAUCACACAUGUAACCCACCAGUUAAGUGUGUAAUUCUGUGUUCUCUUUUAAGUCGAGCCUUAUAGUAUCUUGUUCAAGUUCAGAAAAUCGGUUUAGCUGAACUGGAUCAUUUGCAGCCA
Messenger RNA from Vigna angularis (adzuki bean), 1393 nucleotides. Its product is annotated as GDSL esterase/lipase At1g74460. The coding region runs from base 44 to 1168 and encodes 374 amino acids. Gene Ontology annotation, molecular function: hydrolase activity, acting on ester bonds. The transcript is spliced from 5 exons. The record is from RefSeq and is a predicted model, not a curated record. NCBI's taxonomy places the organism in Eukaryota, Viridiplantae, Streptophyta, Magnoliopsida, Fabales, Fabaceae.